AGGCAGACUGACUGAGAAAUUUUUCUUCAUUUUGCACAUCCUUCAACUCUACGUGAACAGCAAACUAAGAACGGCAAAAAUGAGUCUCUCUUCCUACAUAUUAAUACUAACUUUUUCUUUGUUUUCUCAAGGUAUUUUACUUUCAGCAUCCAAGUCCAUAAGAAAUUUAGAAGAUGACAUGGUAUUUAAUACAUUUAGGCUGGGAAAAGCCUUUCAGAAGGAAGAUACUGCAGAAAAAUCAGUCGUCGCUCCCUCCCUGGAACAAUAUAAAAAUGAUGAGAGCAGUUUCAUGAACAAUGAAGAAAACAAAAAUUCAAAGAAUACAGGCUCCAAACAUAAUUUCUUAAAUCAUGGUCUGCCACUGAAUCUGGCGAUAAAACCUUUUCUUGCAAUGAAAGGAUCUGUAGCUUUCCCAGCUGAGAAUGGAGUUCAGAAUAUUGAAUCAACACAAGAAAAGAGAGAAAUUGGGGAUGAAGAAAACUCAGCUAAAUUUCCCAUAGGAAGGAGAGAUUUUGACAUGCUCAGGUGUAUGCUGGGAAGAGUCUACCGACCUUGUUGGCAAGUCUAAUACCUUUUGGUCCACAUCAUCCUUCAAGAAAACAAUAAAAUCAUUUAAUUGCCAGUGGGAGGAAAAGCCCUUAAUGUUACUGUAACUUGCGCAUUAUUUUAAAUGUCUGUUUUAAAAGAAAGCAGUGUUGAGAUAUAUCAUUAACCUAAAUGAUAUGCUUUUUCUGUGCAUUAAACUUUGUGAAAAUCCUGCAUAA
Molecule: messenger RNA, 764 nt
Organism: Otolemur garnettii (small-eared galago)
Lineage: Eukaryota; Metazoa; Chordata; Mammalia; Primates; Galagidae
Gene: PMCH
Product: pro-melanin concentrating hormone
Exons: 3
Coding region: 80-568 (162 amino acids)
Biological process (GO): behavior; chemical synaptic transmission
Molecular function (GO): type 1 melanin-concentrating hormone receptor binding; melanin-concentrating hormone activity
Source: RefSeq, a predicted model, not a curated record